Daphnia pulicaria is the source of this 2550-nucleotide messenger RNA. RefSeq names its product poly(A) RNA polymerase gld-2 homolog A-like. The transcript has 10 exons. The record is from RefSeq and is a predicted model, not a curated record. Gene Ontology annotation, molecular function: poly(A) RNA polymerase activity. Lineage: Eukaryota; Metazoa; Arthropoda; Branchiopoda; Diplostraca; Daphniidae. Gene Ontology annotation, cellular component: cytosol. Bases 214 to 1944 code for a protein of 576 amino acids.
UCUAGUCUGCUAGAAUCAUUUGAAGUUGACGUUAAAGUGGUCACAUGUAUAAAUCAUUCCGGCUUCUUGAAGCAGCCUUUUUAAAUCUGGAAAGGAAUGAGGGAAAAAUUUUUCUCUUGAGUUCAGUAUCAAAUCGCGUUGUUUUCCCCCCUUUCUUAUUGUCAGUUGUAUUUUCCCGCUCUUAACAGAUUUGGAGGGCUGUGGAAAUAUCGGAUGCACCCUCUCCACUGUUAUAUUGUUGCAGAUCCCUUUGGCAAAAUCAUGUUUCAGAGUGAAAAUCUCCAACCUUUCUCCCCCUCCCUCAUGAACUACAUGCCCAACUGCAAUGUAAGGUUCCCUCAUCCGCUCAAUAGGAAUCCUCAUGCUGGCAUGUUCCGAUCCCUGUCACAACAUCAUCUAAAUGAAAACCCACCAACAACAUUUAAUCAAAAGUCAAUGCAGCAGUCUAAUCUUUGCCCCUCAAAGUAUGAAGAUGAAGUGUUUCAGAAUGUCGGUGAUGAUCAUGAGAGGCGUCAUUGUGAGAAAUUUAACGAGUUGAAUCAUCCCUUGAUGGCGAUUGACUGUCGGAAAAAUACUGAGAUCAGAUCACUUUCUCCCACAGAUAGCGGAAUCUCUUCUCAAUCAUCGACUCCGGGACACUUUCAAAAGUACAGGCACUCGUGUCCAAAAAGCAGCCAACUUAGGGGAAACAACGGAGGAAGUGGCUGCAACGUCGACAGCAGUGAGCCGAGAGGAACGAAGCGGCACUAUCAGAACAAUCGGACCAGUCGCAGCCCAAGUCCUCUCCUAAACACUUCGUCGACUAAACCAAACGCCGGUGAAUCUGUUGCCUCACGACCCAAACGUCGCUUCCAGGACAGCUGCGAAGGUUUGCCGCCCAUCGUCCCCUCGGCUUGUCUCCUCAACAUUCAACUUCGUUCACACCGACCCGAUCAUUUGCUCAAUGGAAGUGAAUGGGACAGGUUGUCUCAUGCCAUUUGGUGCAAGUACACCAGCCACGAACAAACUCAAGAUACUCUACGGCGUAAACUACGACUUCGAGAAAUGGUCCACAACUACAUCAGAAGCUAUUAUUUGCAUCAGUGCGGAUUGUACAUUGUCGGAUCCAGUGUAUCAGGUUUCGGAGGAGAGAGCAGUGAUAUGGAUCUUUGCCUAGUUAUUUCAGGCCAUGAUGUCGAUCAACGUUUUCACGCACUAGAGUAUCUCUACCGUGUCCAGAAAGCCCUUAAACAAUGCCGUUUCCUAACCAAGUUGGAUGUCAUCCGAGCCAAAGUUCCCAUUUUGAGAUUCUACGACAGUAUUACAAAUCUAGAAGUAGAUCUCAACUUUAACAACAUUGUCGGAAUCCGUAACACUCACCUUCUCAAAACCUACGCACAGUUGGACUGGCGAGUGCGGCCGCUGGUGUUGGCAGUAAAGUUAUGGGCGAGGCAGCAUGACAUCAACGAAGCGAAAUCCAUGACCAUGUCGAGUUAUUCACUAACGUUGAUGGUCAUUUACUACCUCCAAACGGGAGUUCAUGUGCCGGUUCUGCCUUGCCUGCAAAAGGUGCGAGCCGAGAGGUUCUGGCCUGAAGGAGACAUUCGCAGGCUGCAAACCUUCACGGACGAAGAGCUGAAAGUUCUCCGAUCCAAUAAUCACAUGACACUCGGCCAGCUGUUUGCAGGGUUUCUAGACUACUACGCACACCAUUUCAAUUAUGGAGCUCAUGCUAUGUCAAUAAGACUUGGCGGUACCAUACCGUUGGAACAGUGUCGCCAGUACAUGUCUCCUAAGAAUGACCCACAUCAUUGGAAGUACAUUUGCAUUGAAGAGCCUUUUGAUCGGACCAAUACAGCCCGGUCAGUGUACGAUCCUGCAGCGUUCCAGAAGAUCGUCGAUGUUUUUCGUCAAUCAGCGGCUAAAAUUAGCCAAACCAAGGAUCUGUUGAGUGUCAUGACCUAAAUUCUGCAGCUGAUUUUCUUGUUAUUAAAGCUAAUCCAUGCUGCUUCAAGCGCAUUAGAUAGCGCCUUACGAUACAGGAAGAGGUGAAGAAAAUGUUUUGCCUUCUUUAAAUUUUAAAUUUGUUGUGUUGAAAAAAGUCAGAGGAAAAACAAAAACAAAAAACCAUUUCUGAGCCACGACGAAAAGAAGAAUGCGUGCUAUUUUGCUGUUUGCUUCUUUUUGUCUUUUGUCCUCUCGCCUUGCAAAGUCUUGUGCCAGUUUUUUCUAAUCUUUUGGGCUUAUCGUCAAGAUUUAUCCAAUGUUUGUAUACGUGCACUAUUUGACCCGAGUUCUUUUUUUGCAUUUGUUUGAAACUAAUUGCUAGUAAUAAGUUUGGUCUCCAGCUAGAGGAAAAAAAAGAAAAAGGGAAAAAAAAUACUGCUGCGGAAAAAAAGGAGAUAUUAGUUGGUUGAAAUGGAUCGAUGCAUUUACAUUGGAGUCGUAUACGAUUUGUUUAAUCUGUUCCCAUAUGAAGGCGCUGCUAUGGCUGUUUUGCCUGAAAUUGUUUCGGUUCAUGUUUUGGAAUUAUGUGUAAAUUUUCUUUUGGAAUACAAAUUUGGCAAUCUA